Molecule: messenger RNA, 444 nt
Organism: Frankliniella occidentalis (western flower thrips)
Lineage: Eukaryota; Metazoa; Arthropoda; Insecta; Thysanoptera; Thripidae
Exons: 2
Coding region: 77-409 (110 amino acids)
Source: RefSeq, a predicted model, not a curated record
CCCCGAUCCCGGUCCGCACACUGCUCAGAUCCUUGGCUGUGUCCCUCUAACCGCCUCGCUCUCUGCCUCCGCCAGGAUGGGCAGCUUCUCUUCAGCGCCGUGCGUCGUGAACCCCGACAACCAGGACGACGGCGUGCUCGUGGACCUCCCCGGCGGCCGGCGCGCCACGCACGAGGACGUGUGCCGGUGGUGCGAGCGGCAGCUGCUCGGCACGCCGGCGCGGCUCCUCCCGAGGACGAUGCAGGCCGUGGGCGAGCCGGGCGCCGCCAGCCCGGCCCGGGGCGCGCGCUCGCAGUGGCGGAACGGUGACGACUCGAACACGAUACGCGUCAUGCAGUGGAACGUGCUCUCACAAGGUAAGCGCCAUUGCCUUGGUUCAACGGGAAAAGUCCGAGGGGAACUUCUCUAAAGAAAAAAACAAACAAGAAAUGAUCAAUUUUAAAA